AUGAAUUCCCUAUUUAAUUCUGCACUUAAGCAGUCUUCUGCUAUUCGGCGCGACCUGGACACAUUUUCGCAGUCGCCGACGACAUCCUCCGCAGCAUUGCAGGGCCAAAUCGCCGCUUCCCUAGCAUCUCUGUCCCGAACCAUCGAUGACUACGCGGCUUUGGCUAAGAAAGAGCUGAUCCCCGAGAAACAAGAGAAGGCGUAUGAACGAACCAAGAAGUUCCGAUCGGAGCUUGCUGAUUACCGGCAACAUUUUGAUCAGCUACGGAAAGAGAGAGAGGAUGCGCAAUCUAUGACGAACCGUAAUGAGCUUCUCGGUCGACGGCCACACCACACGGCCACCCCCGAGAACCCUUAUACUCAAUCGUCACUACCUACCUCCUCAACAUUCGCCAAUCCCUCUUCACCUCGAUCGGGUCUCAGUUUUGGUGCUUCUCCGGCAGACUACAACCGGGAAACACAUGCACUGCGCGAGCAGUCGUUCUUAGGCACCACUAACAAACAGCUCGAUGAUUUUAUCGACCGGGGACGGGCGGUACUUGCGGACCUUGGACAGCAGCGAGAGGUCCUUAAAGGCACGCAACGCCGGUUAUACAGCGUAGCCAACACAUUAGGGGUCAGUGGGGAGACAAUUCGCAAGGUUGAGCGAAGGGCGAAGCAGGAUAAGUGGAUUUUCUGGGGGGGAGUGGUGAUUUUCUUCCUCUUUUGCUGGGCAGUGUUGCACUUUUUACGGUAA
Molecule: messenger RNA, 735 nt
Organism: Aspergillus tanneri
Lineage: Eukaryota; Fungi; Ascomycota; Eurotiomycetes; Eurotiales; Aspergillaceae
Gene: BOS1
Product: golgi SNAP receptor complex member 2 family protein
Exons: 4
Coding region: 1-735 (244 amino acids)
Biological process (GO): endoplasmic reticulum to Golgi vesicle-mediated transport; vesicle fusion
Cellular component (GO): Golgi apparatus; ER to Golgi transport vesicle membrane; endoplasmic reticulum membrane
Molecular function (GO): SNAP receptor activity; SNARE binding
Source: RefSeq, a predicted model, not a curated record